Cherax quadricarinatus is the source of this 6173-nucleotide messenger RNA. Lineage: Eukaryota; Metazoa; Arthropoda; Malacostraca; Decapoda; Parastacidae. The record is from RefSeq and is a predicted model, not a curated record.
UGUUUUUUUUAGGUCUGAUUAAUACGAAGCUUCAGAUCAUAUCACCGUGGUCCUGUGACUGUGAUGAACUGGGACACAACAUCCACAUUGCUUAUCAGUGGGGCUGCGGACUCCUCUGUCCGGAUAUGGGACCUUCACCAGAAAUAUUGUACUCAUAGUCUUAAAGGUGCCUCUGGGGUGUUUGGUGCAGUAAUAUUUGAUCGUGAGCUGACCAAACGACCAAGGGUAUAUGGGGCAGCAGCUAAUACCAUACAUGUGUGGACUCUGCAGGCUGGUUCAUCACAGCAUGAUAAUUCUCUGGAAGGUCACCACUCAGCUGUUACCUCACUGGAAAUCACACAAGAUAAUGCACACCUUGUCAGUUGUGGGUUGGACCGUGUUAUCAUCGUGUGGGAGCUGGCAACCAUGGUCAGCAAGAAAGUUGUGCCAGUAUUUGAGUCUAUCUCAGGCUUUGUGUUACAGCCUCCUGGCACUGUCUUUCCUGGAGCUAAGGCAGGGGAUGGCCACAUAUAUGCUCUUGUUGUCGGCGAUAAAGGAAUUCCUGCAGUAUGGCAGGUGGAUGCUGGUCGGGAAGUGUGGAAGGCUUCAGCACCGGUGCUGACACCACCUGAUAAAGUUGGAGUUACUUUAAUUAAUCAAGUGACUCACUCACCAUCCCUUGACUCCAUUAUUAUGACUACCUAUGAUCAUUCAGUAAUCUUUGCAAAGACCUCUUCUCUGGAUAUAUGGAAACAGCUUGCAGGUUAUAAUGAUCAAAUUCUGGAUGCCAUUUUUGUGGGUGCAGGAGAAAGCCAUCUGGUGGUGGCCACAAAUAGCAUACAGCUUCGUAUUUACAACUGUCAAAGCUUCAGCUGUCAUCUAAUACAGGGGCACACUGCCCUUGUAUUAGCACUAUGUAGACAUCCAACUCAGCCACAAAUAUUUGCUUCAAGUUCCCAUGAUAACAGUGCUCUUGUUUGGCGAUUGAAAGAUGAUGGGACUGCUGUUUGCAUAGCUUCAGCUGUUGGUCACACACUUAGUGUAGGCUGUGUUGGACUUGCUGAAGGAUUUAUGGUGACUGCUAGUCAAGAUAUGUGUAUUAAGAAAUGGACUCUGGACAAGGAAAUAAAAGCUACAGACACCUCCAUCAGUCAUGUGUCUGUCUUAUCUUCUACACAUACAGAAAAAGCCCAUGAUAAAGAUAUUAAUUCUAUUUGUGUAUCUGUUAACUACAAAUUAAUUGCUACAGGCUCACUAGACAGAACUGCCAAGAUCUGGGACAGUAAAAACUUGUCAUUACUGGGAAUCCUUCGGGGUCAUCGGAGAGGUGUGUGGUGCGUCCAGUUCUCACCUGUGGAUGAGGUCCUGGCCACAGCUUCUGCUGAUGCCACCAUCAAAAUCUGGACUUUAUCAGAUUUUAGUAAUGCUGCUACCCUUGAAGGCCAUAGUGUGAGUGUUCUACGACUCUCUUGGGUGUCUGAAGGACAGCAAAUACUUUCCACUGGGUCAGAUGGACUUCUUAAAUUAUGGACAGUAAAGAGCCGUCAGUGCAUACAAACAUUUGAUGAGCAUGAAGACAAGGCUUGGGCCAUAGCAGUGUCGGAGAAUGAGACGAAGGUUGUGACUGGUGGGGAGGAUGCCACACUGGUUCUCUGGAAAGAUGUUACGCAAGAAGAAAAAGAUAAAGCUUUAGAGGAAGCUGCCAGACUGGCUGCAGAAGAACAAACACUGUCCAAUCUCAUCAAAGAUAAGAAGUGGGCCAAAGCCUUUGGGAUUGCAGUGCGUCUUGAUCAACCUUUUCGUGCCCUGAAUGUCAUGAAAGCAUUAUUAGAUGAUUGCCCAGAUCAGCUAACUGACAUCCUAAGUAAGCUAAGGCAGGAUCAAGUAGCAUCACUAUUAGGAUAUGCUGCUAUGUGGAACACCAAGACAAAACAUUCUCGUGAAGCUCAGAACAUCGUAAAUGUUUUGCUCAAGACUCACCUACCAGACGAGCUCGAAGAACUGGGUGCAUGGAAGCAGACACUGGAGGGUCUUCUUCCCUACACAGAGCGUCAUCUUCGUCGUUUGUCAGCCCUUCACCAGUCAUCCUCUAUCCUCAGCUACAUGUCAUCUUGCAUCUCUCUUGGGGGAGAUCUUAAAGACUUUCACCUGCCCCCAGUAUUGGAUAAUUUGGAGUUACUGCAAAAUAUAUAUUAUUCUUCAGCCAACAAAGAAGGCACCGAGAUGAAGGAGGAGAAAGUGGAGGAUGAGGAGGAGGAAGAUGAAGACCUUAGAGCAUCAGUUCAAGAUUCAAUUUUAGAAGUGGAUGAUAGUGAGAGUGAUGAAAAUAGUGGGGAGGAAGUUGAUACAGGAAAAGAAAUUGAAGAAAAUGAUGAUGAUGAAGGAAUUGACGAAGGUAGUUAUGAUGACACUGAGGAAUACGAUAAUGAAAGCGGUAACAGAGUGAAGAGCUCUGAGGUACCUCCUGCUUCUCUUGAUGACUUGAAUGCCAACUUUAUCAUUGAGAAGGUUGUUGUUGAAAGUUCUGAUGAUGAAAGCAUAACAAUGGCAUAUGAAAAUGAAGACCAAAAUAUAACUCCAAAAAGAAGGGGAUUUUCCAUGGAUCAGAUUCAGCUGGAGACAAAAAAAGGGAAAGAUAGCAGAGGAAGAGGGAUCUUUAAAGAUAGAGGAAGAAAAGGUGGAGGAGAAAAAUUUACUAAGAAGAAAGGAAGGAACUUGAAUGGAGUUGUACUUAAAGUCAGAAAAAAUAGAGUCAAAGUAAAGAAAAGAGCCACAGAAGAAAUAGAAGUAAAGGGAUCAAGAAGUGCUGGGAAAAGUAAAAGGAGUUUCAAGAGUAUGGUUUAACAUGGGAUAAUAACUUUGUUUCAUAAGUAAUUUUGACUUGUUUAUAAAUAUUUUAAGUAUGUCAGAUGUAGGUUUUAAUGUGUAAAUGUUAAUUAAGUAUUGCAUAAUGAAAAGUUAAUUUAAAAAAAAAAAAAAAUGAACUCAGUGGCCAUCUCCUGCUAAGGCAGGGUGACCCAAAGAAAACAUGUUUACCAACAUUCACUCAAUCAUCGUCUUUCCUAAAGUUCACUGACAUCACAGUCAGAUUACCCCUCCGACCACAUUCCCUCCCCGUUCCAGUCACGGUAUUGUGCCUUUUUUUUUUUUUAUGUUAUUCCCUCCCCUCCUACAGAGCACAGGCACUGCUCUUCUCAUCUACAAGACUCAAGCAGAGCAAACUGGUUUCCUUGAAUCCUUCAUAAAAGUUACCUUGAUUACACUCCAACAGCAUGUCCAUUAAGAACCGCUUGUCUUCAUUCACUCCUAUCCAGCACAAACCUGCUGGAUUCUCCGGCCUAAAAGUCAAAGCCUCUUGUACCCCCUGUCCCUCCAAACAUUCUUGGGAUAAUCCCUACCUCUCCUACCUUCCACUUCAGAUUUAUACUCCUUUGUCAGACUUGCUGUCCAUCCUUUCUGUAUGCCCAAACUUCCUCAACAAUCCCUCCUCAGCUCUCUGAAUUAUAUCCUUGGUCAACCCAGAUCUUUUUUUUUUUAUUUUUAUUUUUUUUUUUUUAACAAACCAGCCAUAUCCCACCGAGACAGGGUGACCUAAAAAAGAAAAAAGCUUCACUUUUUAAAUUUAGUAAUGUAUACAGAAGGGGUUACUAGCCCUGUGCUCCCGGCAUUUCAGUCGCCUCUUACGACACGCAUGGCUUACAAAGGAAGAAUUCUGUUCCACUUCCCCAUGGAGAUUUUUUUUAAUUUCUACUUUCAAAAUUCUCUGCAUGAUAUUCACACCACAUAUUGCUCUCAAAUGUGACAUCUUCCCUGCCUCUAGCCUCCUUUCACUGCAACAUUCAAAACCCAUUCCUCACACUCAUGUAAGUGUUCAUAUCACUAUUCACUGGUACAUUACUUUAUUUGUCUCCAUAGAUAGGCUUCUUUCUUUAACACAGCCCACCUUUUAUUAUCUUUCUUUCUUCUUUCAAUGCACCGGCUGUAUCCCACCAAGGUGGGGUGGCCCAAUAGGAAAAACAAAAGCUUCUUUUUUUAAAUUUAGUAAUAUAUACAGGAGAAGUGGUUACUAGCCCCUUGCUCUCAGCAUUUUAGUAGCCUCUUAUGACACGCAUGCUUACGGAGGAAGAAUUCUGUUCCACUUUCCUUAUUCUGUGGUCACCUCAUCUUUCAUAAACUUAUCCACUCCAAAUAUCUAAAAACAUCCACUUCUUCCAUACUCCCUCCAUAUAAUGUUCAAGGAAUCAUUGAAUAGACUCUUUGUCACACUUAUCACCCUGCUCUUUUCUAUGUUCACUUUUAAUUUCUUUUUUUAUAUAGCCAUUUAAAUUCAUCUUCCAACCUAUGUAAUUUGCCUUCAGAAUUCCCUACAAGGACUUUGUUAUCAGCCAAGAGCAGUUGGGGUAACUCCCAUUUGGUAUCAGAUCCAACAUCUUUCAAUCCCACAGUUUAUCUCAAUAUCCUAGCAUUUACUUUCACAACCCAAACUAUAAAUAUGUUAAACAAUCAUGGUGACAUUGUGCAUCCCUGUCUUCUUUCAUUGGGAAAUAGCCCCCUCCCACCUGAAUACCCUAACCUAAGCCUCACUCUCUCCAUUAAAACUCUUAGCUGCUUUUAGUACAACUCAUAUUAAAUAUGGGCAAGAGUGAGUAGCUGAGUCAGGAAACAAUUAUGAUUAUUGGCUUACAUAAAGAAGGCUAUCAAAUGAAAUACUAGAAGCCAGUGAUGUGUCUGAGCAUCCAGUGAGGCCCUGGUUGUGUCAGUUCCUUGAGGACAGUGUUCAUGACAUGUCCACACCAAAAGCACAUCUAGGGAAUCCUAGAAAAAUGUCCCCAUUAAUAUUAAUAAUGUAUACCUAGAAUUGGCCUGUUAUCAUUUGCCCAAAUCUUUCUCCAAGUGUGGUGCAAGGUUUUUACAAAACAGUACUCCUUGCCACAUCAUGAAAUCUGUUGAUGGCUUUGUGACUAUAGGUUCCCUUCUUUGAUGAUUAGCCAGGAAACUCCCCAGACUUAAAUCCCAUUGAGAACCUCUGAGCUGAGAUAGAGAGGACUACUAAGGGAAGGAUAUCAGCUCACUCCCAUGGCUUUCGGAUGCCAUCUGUGAGUUGGGAAAUUUAUCCCACAAAGCCCUGAAGAAUGUGUGCUAAUCACUUCCUAUACAGUUGAAGGAUGUCUUAAAGCUCAGGGGAUGACCUAUUUUGUGGUCGUGAUUUGAGAGGGGAGCCGGUGUACUUUUAUGAGCAAUGUAUUAAACACAUUAAUUGCUCCAACAUUUUAUCCCCACCAGCUUUUAACAUCUUACUUUUGAAGAGUAUCAAGAGUUUUUUCCCUACUCCCAGAGCCAGGCUUGUCUGGUCAACCAGGCUGUUGCUGCUGGCAUAUCAGAGCUGCUUCACUCCCUUUCAGUCCUUUACUUACUUUCCCCACAUCCAUAUUAGGCUCCUCAUUCCUAUACAGUGUUAUCCUACCCUGCCCUAUAAUGAAAAGUUAUCUGAAAAAUUAUCACUUCUCUGUGAUGUAUUUCAAUAAGUAAUUAUGUGGAAAUAUUUAUUUUUCCAACAAUCUGCAUUUGUUAAAAAAACAUCAGACACAGGCAUUAUAAAAUACAGUGGACCCCCGGCUUACGAUAUUAUUUCAUUCCAGAAGUAUGUUCAGGUGCCAUUACUGAACGAAUUUGGUCCCAUAAGGAAUAUUGUGAAUUAGAUUAGUCCAUUUCAGACCCCCAAACAUACACGUACAAACGCACUUUACAUAAAUACACUUACAUAAUUGGUCGCAUUGGGAGCUGAUCGUAAAGCGGGGGUCCACUGUAUUUAUUUUUCCAACAGUUUGCAUUGUUAAAAAACAUCAGACAUAGACAUUAUUUUAUAGCAUUUCUUGUAAUAUUUAAUUUUGUUUUGUAAUGAGAAGUGCUGACAUUUGAAUUGCAUACAGCAAAUCCUCAAUUUAAUGUAUUAAUAAUGGGGGAGUGGGUAGUCAUUAAUGAAGAUUGUGGUUGAGAGAAGAAGGUUUUGCCGACAUCAUAGCAACAGCAAAUUUUGCCCAUCGUUUUUGAAUCUUUUAACCCAGCAGAUUUUGUCCUGUAUUUCCAAAGUCCAUUAAAUUGAGGGUUUCCUUGACUAAAAUAUUUUUGGGGGAAAAGAGAGUCAGUGACACUAUCAGAGUUGUAUAUUUAUCAAUUAAAAUAAUUGAUAUUCA